GCGCAGUGAACAAUAUUGAAACUUCAUAACAUAUUCAACAAAAGACGAAAUUUUAAACAAAAUGCCUCUGUUUUCUAGUUCUACACCGUUUGACGGUGAUGUAGAAAAAGCCACAAGUGAGCUCAAUACGACAGAAAACUGGGCAUUAAUAAUGGAAUUAUGUGACAAAGUAGGCAGAAAUUCAAAUGGACCAAAAGAUUGUUUGACUUCAAUUAUUAAAAGAAUGAACCACAGAGUACCACAUGUUGCCAUGCAGUCACUAACAGUGCUUGAUGCCUGUGUUAGCAACUGUGGACACCAAUUUCAUUUAGAAAUGGCAUCUAGAGAUUUUAUAUCUGAAGUCAGAGUUUUAUUAGGUGGUAAGGCACAUCCAAGGGUAGCAGAGAAACUAGCACAACUUGUAAAGAAAUGGGCAGAAAAUGAAUUCAAAUCAGAUGCCUCGCUUCAUCUCAUUCCAACAUUGUAUAACAGUCUUAAAAAGGAGGGAUAUGAUUUUAGUACAUCUGAUACAAAGACCAGUACGAAAGUGGAGACUUUGUCAAAAGACCCUAAUGUGGUCAACAGUCAGCAAGAAGAAGAUGAUAUUGCAAAAGCCAUAGCAUUGUCUUUGAAGGAAGAACAGUCCAGCAAAACUAAAACCACAACAACAUCAAGUUUAUACCCAAGUAUGGGAGGGGGAGGUGCCAGUGCAAUAUCAACAGUUUCUUCUAACAGUACUCCAGAGAAAAAAGAAAGAAGGGUGGUUCGUGCAAUUUAUGAUUUUGAGGCAGCUGAAGACAAUGAAUUAACAUUUAAAGCUGGUGAGAUAAUAGGUGUUAUAGAUGACUCUGAUGUCAACUGGUGGAAAGGCUCAAACUUCCGUGGAGAAGGACUAUUUCCCGCCAACUUUGUAACAGCAGAUCUAACUGCUGAACCAGAGGAACCAGUAAAGGAGAAGAAAUCUGUUCAGUUUAAUGAGGAGGUUGAAGUGAAGACGGUUGAGAGGCUACCUGAGACAGUUAGGAUUGACGAGAGCCGGAUAGAUGACUGCCUUGAGAUGAUUCAGAAUGCCGACCCUACAGGAGAGACUAGACCAGACACCCCAGAGAUGUUGGGGCUUGAGAGUGAAUGCAAGGCAAUGGGACCCCUCAUAGACCAAGAGCUAGAAAAAAUUGAUAGGAGUCAUGCCAGAUUAAGUGACAUUAACAAACAAGUGAUAGAUGCUCUACAAAUGUACAAUAAUUUAAUGAAGGAGGGUCUUUACUUACCAUCAGCACAAAAGAUGUCACUACCACCCGGUGGAUAUCCAAAUAUGGGCAUGCAACAACAACCUAUUCCAAACCAGAUGUAUAAUGGUCAGCAAUUUCUCCCUGGCCAGGGUCAGGUCCCAAAUAUGGGCCAGCCUCAGAUGAACUCGCUGCAUGGACCUGUAGAAAACCAGGCCGGUAUGGGUCAAGGUCAACCCAUAACCCAAGGUCAACCUAUGGCUCAAGGUCAACCCAUGGUUCAAGGUCAUAUGGCACCAGCACAACAAAGUUAUUCACCUACACCAACUAAUCAACCACAGUAUACAGAGAAUACAUCCAUGCCCAGCAACGGCUAUACUCCCGCCUCCACAAUCUCUACCUAUAGUAACCAGCAAGAAAUGGCCCCUCAUUUAACAAACACGCAAGCACCACAACAACAGAUUCAGAACUUUAUUCCUUCAACUAUUCCUCAACAACAGAUGUAUGUUCAGCAACAGCAACAACAGCAGCCAUUAUUAUAGGACUAGAUUAGGACACUUGAGGGUAGAGGAUGAAUAAGGAGGAUUUGUGCAUGUAUUUUGUGAUGAUGUCGUAUUUUCCCAUUGGAACCAGUUUGUACCAGUAUAGAUAUUAACUGCAAAUAUUGCAGGUAUCUCAGAUAUUUCCCUAUUAAAGUCCAGAUUUUUUCUAAUAAACUAUGUCAACUACAACAUGUAAUUAAUUAUCAGAGGUAUUCAGAGUAAGAAUAAUGUUUUUUGAAAAUAUUAUCCCCACUCCAGCAUUUUGUAAUGUCUCCAAGUCAGAUUUAUUUGGACAUACUGUCACUCCUAUGAAGCCAUUAAGGUUUUGGAUAGGGGCUAUGUAAAUUUACAAUACUUGAAAGAAUCAGUCAAUAGCUAGGUGUAAUUAUUGCUUGGGGAAAUGCUUAUGGGUGAGAUGAUAAAUCCAUUUGGGAGAAUAUUGUAUAAGGUAUCAUCUAGAAAUACAACCUUAUACAAGAUGGGAGAAUGUUGUGUAAGG
Messenger RNA from Owenia fusiformis, 2246 nucleotides. The record is from the annotation of a GenBank genome assembly. NCBI's taxonomy places the organism in Eukaryota, Metazoa, Annelida, Polychaeta, Sabellida, Oweniidae.